AUGGUCGCGCUAGAGCGAAUUGGCUCUUACAAGAAACGACUCAUAGCUAUCAAGCCACGAGGAUUGAAAAAAUGUGAUAGAGAAGCUUUAGAGCUUUUCAACGCGGUUUUUGAAGAUAUUUUUGAAAUCUUGAACAGCGGAACCGCCGUUAGUGAUCAAGAAAGACUUCUUCUCAGUGACACGCUGGGUGUUUGGUUUCUGAGAACCCGUCAACUAGUGGAAAUCGGUAAAUUAGUGGAUACACCUAAUGAAGACCAGCAGUGGUUCACGCAUAGACUCGAAACGGAGCUAUUGAGUGAAUCAAACUGCGAUUUUUUUUUCCGAUAUGUAAUUGAUUUCUGGAAUGAAGGUGGUGCUGCUCUGACCAAUUCUCUUAACGACCUGCUAUCAAAACUUAUUCAGCUUUCCAAGGUGGUACGAGGCGCCAAAGACUGGUCGAUUUUGCUGAAUUCGUGGGUUUCUCAGACAAUGGAAAUACCGGCCACAAUGCGGGUUUCCUAUUUUUUACUGCACAUCUUGGCUUCUGAAACUGACUUAUCACAAGUUCUGGAAAGGAGACCGGAUUUCGUUGAGCACUCACUGAGUCUCAUGUGGACUGAGUCCUUAGCGACGCCAAUUGGAAAAUGCAUUGCAAGUCUUCUGGUUAAUCUUUAUGAACACUACCACAAGGACAACUCUGAUCUAAGCCUUUGGUUUCUUUUGUGGGAAAAACCUACUAUGCAUUAUUUUCAGGACACCCGUAUGCGCAAACGUAUAGAAGUUUGUGUUCUUAUUCCAAUCUUCAAGACAUUAGGUGACAGAGUUUUUGAAGAGUUUGUUAGCCGCAACUUUCCAUGCGAAGUCCCUGAGCUCAUUCCCUUCCUAAAAAUCGGUCAGGAGCUUUUAAUUGAAGAGGCACCAUUCGAAAACGACAGACUGGUGUCCCUAAAGUUCCUCGAACAAAUGAUUCAACAAGAUGACUACAAACUAUCGGUUUUCGAGCUUUUGACGUCCUCUCCAAAAAGGUCUAAAACAGUGGCCCCGUAUAUUUAUGACAUGAUAAAACGAAACGUUCACGAAUUUUUCGUCGACAUCGAAGUCAAAUCUCGAAAUGAGUUUCAUAGCUUGUUCAAGCAUUUCACGGACAGAAUAAGAGACUCAGUCUACUCCCUUGAUAGAGACAUCAAAAAACUCCGUGUCAAAAAUAAGUUUCCAGAGGAGCAGGCUCAAAAAUCAGAAUUGAUUGCCGAAGCUUUUCGAUUCAUGACUUGGUUAAUCGAGUUUCUAAAGCUACAGCUGGCCCCAGGCUCCCAGUAUCAACGCCAAAUUUUAUCCACAAAACUGUUGAAGACUCUAGUAUCAUCCAGCUUGGACAAGUCCAUACUCAAACAAUAUCUCGAUCCUAGACUGAGGAUGGAAUUUCCGUUCGAAAUUCGCAUUUCUCAGAAUGGCACGCUAAGAAGAGUUCUUUUGGAUAAUUUGUGUGAUAACUAUAAUGACAUUAGAGACAAUUGUCUCGAGCUUCUUAUCAUUUUCUCUAGGAGCACCUCUGAUGAGGAAUACCUCAGUGCCUCCCAGUACGACGUUUUGCUCAAUAAAAGUAUGGCUUUACUGGGAUCUUACAAAGGCUGUGAAGGCGGUGCUAAAAUGGUUGAGUAUCUAUUCGAGGCUACUAAGGACAAACAGGGCAUCAUUGAUACGUUACUGCAAGAACUCGGCGUACGUGUUGACUCUGCAAGCAGUGAUUUAAUGAAAAAGAUCGAUCUUCCAGUCAAUGGGUAUUUCUUGGCCCUGAGCUUGAUACUUCGCAGUGGCUCUUGUGAUUCCAACGCCAAGGAGUACUCUCAAAACCUAGAUAGGUGCAUUGAUCUCAUUCUGAGGAACUGGGAGAACGUUGAGUUCAUUCUGUGUGAUGACCCUUUCGAGAAUUCAGAUGAUGAUGUUCAAGCCGAAUGCAAAUUUUCGGACCCUCAAGUAAUCAGUUACGCCUUUAGAUCUAUUAAGGAUUCUGCUGAAUUGCUCAAUACGUUGAUGACCGUAAAAUCUUUAUCUAAAGACCAGAUUCUUGCGUGUGGUGAGCUGAUGUUGACACAACUCUCUACUAUUCGCCACAGUGGGGCAUUUCAGUCGCUUAUUCCCAGCUUCAACGCAUGCUGUCAGCGCUGCUAUAAAGAGCAACCCCUCGACCUCCGGCGUUGGCUUGAUGCGAUGCUGGAUGCUCUUGAAACUAAGACGCAAUUCAUUACCAGGCGUUCGGGCGGCAUCCCUCACAUUAUAUGCAGUAUAGUCAGCUCGGAGAACAGUGGUACCAGAAGUAUGCUUGAACUAACAUUCGAACGGCUGAUGCGGAUUGCAAGUGUGCCGGUUUCUGAGCACGAGGAAACCGUUGAUCUCCCCCAAGUGAACGCAUUCAACUGUAUUAAAGCCUUGUUUGUGGAGUCCCCAUUGUCAAAUGCAUGUGCGCCAUACGUCUACCAAUCAUUAGUGUUAUGCAUUCAGUCAUUCACGUCACCUCUUUGGUCUUUAAGAAAUUGUUCAUUCAUGCUCUUCUCUGCUUUACAAAAUAGGCUGUUCGGGAAGGCAGGCAAGAAUAUUAGCGCCCGCUUAUUUUUCGCACGCUUUGAGGGAGUUCGAGAGAUUCUUCGGCUCCAAUUCGAAAGCUCAGUGAGCCGCUCUAUUGGUAGCGAUCAUGACCUGGAUAACAAGGAGACAUCUCUGGCAUCAGUCGAUUCACAGGUAGAAUCAAUUUUUCUGGUUUUGACGCUAUUAUCCAGAUUGAAACAAACACCAGGAUUCAAUGGCCUAGACGAUUUCACCGCGCUUGUAAUAUCCUGCUUGAAGUCGCAAAAUUGGAGCGUGAGACAGUUGGCAGCGCGCACUUUACCAACUCUUGUUACUAGCAUUUCGGCCCAAAUUUUGAUGCUUGUGGAAAAGCUUUUAACUUCACGCUCCACUCAAAAUGAAACCCAUGGAAUUAUUUUAGCACUAUCUGCGUUGCUUGCCGAAGGCCACCAGAACCUGUCGACCCAGGAAAAUCAAGAACUUUCACGUAAAAUCAUGCGCGGGGUACCGAAGUUCGUUACUAAAAAUCCUUGCUUUGUUACCGCCAAGGCCUUUGUUCAAUUAGUGGCCACGGUAUUUUCGAAAUGCUCUGUUCCCGUUUCAGAGAGAAGAAUAACGACAGCUACUUUGGGUAACUACUUCAUCCAGCUCAAUGACGAAUACUCGAUAGACGGAACAAAACAACUUCUUGUACGCUCUUUAUUGCUGCUGCUUCUUGAAAAUGAAACGCAGGAGAACUUUCCCGAGUUAGUCGCGCUGGCUUUGGAAUCGCCGUUUUUUGAGGCACAGAUAGCUGCAGCUAACUUUCUAUCUCAACACCCAAGUCAUGCCUGUCUUAGAAACUCCAUCAUUGAGGAGGUUCUUUUGGAAAAGCUUCUCGAUAACUCAGUUUGGGACUUGAUCAAACUCUCUGUUUUGAAGGCAUUGAUCAGGCUCGAGGUCCCAGUUGACUACGCUUUAUUGAUGGACGUGAUGAAGAACUCCAGUAACGACGAGCUCCGCGCUGUUGCACUGGAGUAUGCUGGUUUUUCUGUUGCGGGGGUGACAAGUGACUAUGCGAGGUAUGUUUCCGAUUAUUCCCAGGAUGAAUCGCAUGCGGAGUUGAGAAGAUCGGCUCUCAAUUCAUUGGUUCAUGCCACCAAGCGCGAAUAUAGCAUUCAAUUGUUGUUUUUGGUGCAGCGUUUUCUGUAUGAUGACGAUUUAGAGCUACGAAAUAGCGCUUCAGAGCACAUCAACAGUGUUGUGCUUCAGCGAGGUCCAAAUAAACGACGAACAAAUUUCUCAUCAACGGCUCGCUUAUUUGUACAGAAAAUGCAAACACUUCCAGAAGCUCGCCUCAUCGCCUUUGAGAGGCUCAAAAGUAGCCUUCUCCCGCUUACGUUCUGCUCGAAUGCAAUAGACGGAAACGAUGAUUUAUUCGAAGUAGAACCGGCGAAUCAAUUCCGAAACGUGCUGGAGGAAGGAUUGAGAGACGUUGAGAUACUGGAAUCUUGUGUUGGAAUUGAAGAUAAAGUCCAAUCACUCGUAUCGUCAGCUGUGGAGGAAGUAGUUUCACAGAUUGAGAAAUCUGGCGGCAGCGACGGCCCCAUGGGUUGGGGUUCAAACACGCGUUUUUUCGCCCAAUUAGUAUGUCUUCGGAAGCUGGCUCUGAACCUUUUGGCACCUGAACGCGUGAUUCUCGAUCGAACCUUGAGGAAGUAUGAAUGCCAUCCGCUAGUCUUUGAACUCACGGAUAGCCGAACUAUAUAUUAA
Messenger RNA from Lachancea meyersii CBS 8951, 4293 nucleotides. NCBI's taxonomy places the organism in Eukaryota, Fungi, Ascomycota, Saccharomycetes, Saccharomycetales, Saccharomycetaceae. The record is from the annotation of a GenBank genome assembly.